This is a messenger RNA of Suillus paluster, 490 nucleotides long. RefSeq lists its product as uncharacterized. The transcript has 3 exons. The record is from RefSeq and is a predicted model, not a curated record. Lineage: Eukaryota; Fungi; Basidiomycota; Agaricomycetes; Boletales; Suillaceae. The coding region runs from base 1 to 396 and encodes 131 amino acids.
AUGGCAAAAUUCUUUCAAGCAAUGCUUGAACGCUUUGGGCUAACAAAGAGAAUUCUUGCAGUUAAUGCUGAUAAUGCGACCGCAAAUGAUUCUCAAACAACAAAGCUCGCGAGCCUCGAUAACUCAUUCGAGUCUGUCAACCGUGUUCGAUGUUUUAACCAUACUCUCCAGCUUGCUGCAAAAGCUUUGCUGAAGCCAUUCAACUCCGAGUCAUUGUCAGCAUCUGAAGCCGAUGAUGAUGUGGAUGGCAUUAGACUAUCUCUCCGUCCCAGCAACAUCAACUGCGGACGAACGUGUCUUCUCGCAGGGCCGGCAGCUCCUUCAUUUUACUCGCAACCGACUCGCACCAUCAACAAUUCGUGCUUUUCUCUGCCUCGGAGCCUGGGGCAGAAGUGAUCUUCUGGCGAUGGAGGACCUUCUAGCCUCUGUAAAGAGUCAAAAACGGAAGCGAAAUGAAGUCGAAGCUGAGGAGGACGACGAGGAAAAGUAG